CCAGAGGGAGAACCACGGCGUGCCCGAGCUGGGAGCAGGCGAGGGAAGAGCCGGGAUGAACCUCCUGCCAUCCUUCUCGUUUGAGACCUGGGCCCUCGUGCUCCUUUUUGUAGCACUCCUGACACUAUAUGGGAUCUGGCCGUAUGGUUUUUUCAAGAAGUUAGGCAUUCCUGGGCCAAGACCUUUGCCUUUCUUUGGGACAUGCCUGGAAUACCGCAAAGGUUUCUUGGAGUUUGACAAUGAGUGCUUCAAGAAGUAUGGGAACGUCUGGGGGUUUUACGACGGCAGGCAGCCCGUGCUGGCCGUCAUGGACCCCCAGAUCAUCAAAGCCGUGCUCGUCAAAGAGUGCUACACCACCUUCACCAACCGCAGGCACGUGGACCUGGCAGGGGUGCUCACCGAUGCUGUCUCGCUGGCCGAGGACGAGCACUGGAAGCGGCUUCGUACCGUGCUCUCCCCAACCUUCACCAGUGGGAAGCUAAAGGAGAUGUUUCCCAUAAUAAAGCAAUACGGGGAAGCCUUGGUGAAAAACCUCCAGAAGGAAGGGCAAAAGGACCAGCCUAUAGACAUAAAGGAGAUCUUUGGAAGCUACAGCAUGGAUGUUGUCACCAGCACCUCAUUUGGCGUGAACAUUGAUUCCAUGAACAACCCCAAGGAUCCCUUUGUCCGAGAGAUGAAGAAGCUCGUCAAGUUUGACUUUUUUGAUCCACUCUUCAUUCUGCUAUUUGUUUGCCCAUUCAUUGGUCCUCUUCUUUCCAAGAUGAAUGUAAGCUUCUUCCCCAAGGAUGCUGUAGAUUUCUUCAUGAGGUCUAUCUCCAAAAUUAAGAAGGAUCGUGAAAAGGAGGCACACCAGGGCAGAGUGGAUUUUCUGCAGAUGAUGAUUGAAUCCCAAAACUCAACCACUCGCAGCAACGAUGGCACGAAUCACACCUAUAAAGGCUUGACUGACACGGAGGUCCUGUCCCAAGCAUUUAUUUUCAUCUUUGCUGGGUACGAGCCCACCAGCAACACACUUUCCUAUCUGGCGUAUGAACUGGCCACACACCCUGACGUCCAGAAAAAACUGCAGGACGAAAUCGACUCUAUUUUGCCCAAUAAGGCUCCACUCACGUACGAUGCAGUGAUGCAAAUGGAAUACCUUGACAUGACGGUGAAUGAAACCCUCCGGCUCUUCCCUCUUGGAGGACGACUCGAAAGAACCUGCAAGAAGAGCAUAGAAAUAAAGGGCGUGACCAUUCCCGAGGGGACUAUUGUUAUGAUCCCACCCUACACCCUGCACCGCAACCCCGAGCACUGGCCAGAACCCGAGGAGUUCAGACCAGAAAGGUUCAGCAAGGAGAACAAGGGGGCCAUAGAUCCAUAUACGUUCCUGCCCUUCGGAGCGGGUCCCAGGAACUGCAUCGGGAUGCGCUUUGCUCUCCUGACUCUGAAAGUGGCCAUCGCCAUCCUGCUGCAACACUUUGACUUCCGUACCUGCAAGGAGACUCCGAUCCCUCUCGAGCUGAGUUCACAGGGAUUCCUAAAACCCAAGAAACCUAUUUUUCUGAAGCUAGUGCCUAGGACAGAAGCAUAAAAUCCAGAGGAUUUUGCAACAGUCCUCCAGAAUCUGAUGGAUCCUGUGCCAACAAGGAUUCACACACCUCAGGAAAGCUCUUGCAUACGUAUACAGAAGAAGAGCUCUCAUUAAUUCUGGAGGCAAUUCCCACAUAUUUACCCCCAAACAUAGCUACCAGCAAUGUACUGGGAAUCACUGGGCAGUGGCAAUGUGCAACCAUCCUUGUUUUGGUUGCAGAACACGGGAAAUAAAUCCAACCAAGGAACUGAUCAGCCACUCACUUCUAGGGGGACUUCUCCAUCUGGAGAGACAGUCACAUCCAAGAGAAACAAGGGUGAUGGAAAGGGAAAUCACUAGACCUAGCCAGGCAGAGAUGGGGGUGUUCUUCUUGGGU
Molecule: messenger RNA, 1949 nt
Organism: Nothoprocta perdicaria
Lineage: Eukaryota; Metazoa; Chordata; Aves; Tinamiformes; Tinamidae
Product: cytochrome P450 3A9-like
Exons: 13
Coding region: 56-1573 (505 amino acids)
Biological process (GO): steroid metabolic process; oxidative demethylation
Molecular function (GO): oxidoreductase activity, acting on paired donors, with incorporation or reduction of molecular oxygen, reduced flavin or flavoprotein as one donor, and incorporation of one atom of oxygen; testosterone 6-beta-hydroxylase activity; heme binding
Source: RefSeq, a predicted model, not a curated record